Messenger RNA from Zea mays, 1293 nucleotides. Its product is annotated as very-long-chain 3-oxoacyl-CoA reductase-like protein At1g24470. Lineage: Eukaryota; Viridiplantae; Streptophyta; Magnoliopsida; Poales; Poaceae. The transcript has 4 exons. Gene Ontology annotation, cellular component: endoplasmic reticulum. The record is from RefSeq and is a predicted model, not a curated record. Bases 41 to 1072 code for a protein of 343 amino acids. Gene Ontology annotation, molecular function: ketoreductase activity.
UCUGCUGUGUAGCUGAAAGCUGAAGGCAGAAGCAGAGAUAAUGGACGACGUACAUGUCUGGUUCGUCUCGCUGGCCUGCCUUGGUGGUUUGUACAUCGCCGCCAUCUGCUGGCGGCCCCUCGCCUAUCUCGCGUUGUGCCUGCGCGGGCCGAAGGACCUCCACCGCUACGGCUCAUGGGCCAUGGUGACUGGCCCGACCUCCGGGCUCGGCCGGUCCAUGGCCAUGGAGCUCGCGCGACGGGGCCUCAACCUCGUCCUCCUCGACCUCGACGCCAACAACCUCCAGGAGACCUCCGAGGCCAUCAAGUCCGUCCACCCCGUGAAGAUAAGGACUGUGGUUCUAGACCUCUCCCUCGUCGCCACACCAGAAGGCGACAAGGCGAUCCGCCGUCUGCGGGAGGCGAUCGAGGGGCUGGACGUGGGGAUACUGGUGAACAACGCGGCGGUGAACACGCCUGGCGCGGUGUACCUGCACGAGGCGGACAUCGAACGCUUUGUGCGGAUGAUACGGGUGAACCUGUGGGGGCUCACCGAGGUCACGGCCGCGGUGCUGCCCAGCAUGCUAGCGCGGCGGAGGGGUGCCAUCGUUAACGUUGGAUCGGGCUCCACGGUGGCCGUCCCGUCCUUCCCUCUGUACACCGUCUACAGCUCCACCAAAAAGUAUGUGGCUCAUCUCUCCAGAAGCCUUUACGUCGAAUACAAGAGCAAAGGAAUCGACGUCCAAUACCAGGUCCCGUUCUAUGUGCACACGCGCAUGCUGUCGAGCGCCGUGAAGGCCAAGCUCCGGCCGUGGUUCGUGGCGACGGCGGAGGACUACACCAGCACGGCGGCGCGGUGGAUCGGGAACGGCCCGGUGUGUGUUCCCGGCGCCGCCCAGAACCUCCAGUGGUGCCUCACCGGCUUCGUGCCGGACUGGGUCCACGACUGGUACCGGAUCCGCCUGCACCUGCAGCACAGAGCCGUCCUCCGCGGCGGUCGAGCCGCGAUCGCCAGCGCCCAUUCACGCGCCGAGAAGGCCGUGACACCUGACGAUGACGACGCCAAUUCAGUUGCGCCAAAGAUCAGUGCCUAGCCAUUUGGCUAGCCAGCUGUGCUGUGCUAGCCCUAUCUCUCUGCAUGCAGCUGUCAGUCAAUACAACAGUCAUAUAGUACUCAUGCAAGUGAUCAAUGAUCGAUGCCAUACAUAUAAUCAUUAUAUUAAAAGUACGCGUGCCCUUCGUGUGUAUAAUUGUUUUACCACGUUGGAUUGAAGUUGUCAGAUCUGCACCGAUCUAGUUGGAUGGUUAUUACUUA